AUGCGGCGGUCGGUGUGGGCGGAGGAAGGACUGGAUGGUGCGGGUGUGGGCGGAGGAAGGGAAGACUGGGCGUGGUCAGGAUUGAGUCCAGGAUGUGUUGUCCUCCCGUCCGCCAGUCCUCCGUCCGCUAGUCCUCCGUCCGCCAGUCCUCCCGUCCGCCAGUCCUCCCGUCCGUCAGUCCUCCCGUCCGUCAGUCCUCCCGUCCGUCAGUCCUCCCGUCCUCUCUUAUACCCGUCCGCUAGUCCUCCCGUCCGCCAGUCCUCCCGUCCGCUAGUCCUCCCGUCCGCUAGUCCUCCCGUCGCCAGUCCUCCCGUCCGCCAGUCCUCCCGUCCGCCAGUCCUCCCGUCCGCCAGUCCUCCCGUCCGCCAGUCCUCCCGUCCGCAGUCCUCCCGUCCGCCAGUCCUCCCGUCCGCCAGUCCUCCCGUCCUCCUCCCGUCCGCCAGUCCUCCGUCCGCUAGUCCUCCCGUCCGCAGUCCUCCCGUCCGUCAGUCCUCCCGUCCGCCAGUCCUCCCGUCCGCCAGUCCUCCGUCCGCUAGUCCUCCCGUCCGCCAGUCCUCCCGUUCCGCCAGUCCUCCCGUCCGCCAGUCCUCCCGUCCGCCAGUCCUCCCGUCCGCCAGUCCUCCCGUCCGCUAG
This is a messenger RNA of Penaeus indicus, 633 nucleotides long. RefSeq lists its product as uncharacterized. Bases 1 to 633 code for a protein of 210 amino acids. The transcript has 4 exons. The record is from RefSeq and is a predicted model, not a curated record. NCBI's taxonomy places the organism in Eukaryota, Metazoa, Arthropoda, Malacostraca, Decapoda, Penaeidae.